AUGGAUCAGUCACUUAUCACGUGCGAGCCACAGAGAAAGUGGAGGAGAGAAGGGAGAGCAUCAAGUCUCACCCGGCAGGUGUCGGAUGAGCGGCUGGAGCAGGACCGAGCCCCGGCGGGGCCCCGGUCCCGCACCGGGCGCAGUCCGGACUCGGCCCCAGCGCCCGCCCCGGAGCGGCUCCUCCCGCCCGCGGCGAUCCAGCGCCGCUCGUUCCGCGGGAGCGCGAGCUCCCGGGGGCUCGGGCAGGGGGCAGGGGGCGGAGGGCGCUGCUCUGCCCAGGGCGGUGCGGUGACCUCGGCGUUCCGGGCCGGGGGGGCUCCGCAUCCCCGGGGCGCUGCGGGGCCGGGCCCGCACGGGAGCGCGCUGCUGCCCGCCAGGGGGCGCUGCGCUCGCGCCGCCGCUCCGUGUCCGCCAGGGGGCGCCCCACGGGCCGGCGCCGCGGGCGGCGCUGAGGGAGCGGCGGCGUCGGGAGGGUCCCGGGGCCGGCACGCGCCCCGCCCGCUUCCAGCCGCGAUCCAGCGCCUGCUCCGGGGAACCGCCGCCCUCCUCCGGGUCCGGCACCGGCACAGCUCCGGCUCCCCGCGGCCGCACCGGGACCGUACCCGGAGCCGCGGCGGGACCCCAGCCCCGCGCCGACCGAAGCAGGAGCAAAGCGGCAGCGCCAGGGUCGGCCCCAGCGCCCGUCCCGGAGCGGCUCCUCCUGUCCGUGGCCAUCCCGGUCCUCACCCCAGCCCAAAUUCCGCACCCCGCCCGCCGAGCGAGAAGCGGCUCCGCCCGGGUCCCCUAGCAGACACCGGCAGGACCCGGACCCAGAUCUCCGGGCCCGGAUCCCGGUACCGACCCCACUUCAGCGUCUCAAGCUCUGCGCAGCGCUCCGAGCGACGAUCCCACCCCACCCCGGGCCGAGCAUCCACCGCACCAAGCGGAGCGGGCGCGGAUCCUCCGGGAGUUAUGGGCGGGGCGGAGCCGGCACAGAACCCCCUCCGGAGGAGUGGGCCCUCGCUGCCCCCGCAGUGUGAUGUGUGGAAGCCGGAGUGCCGGCGCUGUGUGUGAACAGCAUUGAGGAGCCGCCGAGCGGGUCCGGCUCCGUGAGGGGACUCCAGCUGAAACGAUACGCGGAAUAAAUAAACUUCACAACCAGAUAUAGUUAUGAAGUGGGCAUGUACGUCAGCGCCCGGCACAAGCGAGAUAGCUCUCGUGAAAACUUGUGCGCCAAGCUUCAGCCUGUCCCACAUCUUUAUUCACAAAGGUGUUCCAUAUGCAAUACUUUGCACAACUUUUCUAUGCAUAUUCAAGCCCUGGCCCCGCCUGUCCUCGCCUCGUAUGGUAAUCCGAUCCACGCCCUUCUGGGCAUGCGUUGUUUGCUGUGGUGGUCGCACGGGGGUCUCUGGUGUCUCUGAGGCUGAAGGCUGUGGUCUUCCUCAUGGCUGAACUUUUGAACUUUUCUCCUUUGUGCAUGUGCUUUUGGUCCCUUGGUGCUUAUCUGAGUACGUCUGACGGCCUUAAUUAGCUUGGAGACAGAGGAGUUCCUUUAUCUGGGCUUUUUGUAUCUCUUGGUCUUCUCUGGUAUUGUUCUAUAUGUAAGAAACUUCAGAAAUUUGCAUUUUCCUAUGCCCUUUGUACCAUGGUUAGAGGUUUCUUAAGUAAGAAGGUUAAAAUUCAACACACAGUUCAACAGGCUACAUUUUAAAUGCUUAAGUCAUAUUACUAAUUCAAGUGAACUCCAAAAAUCUCGGUUUCACAGCAAGGGCGGAGGGC
Motacilla alba alba is the source of this 1758-nucleotide messenger RNA. Its product is annotated as translation initiation factor IF-2-like. Lineage: Eukaryota; Metazoa; Chordata; Aves; Passeriformes; Motacillidae. The transcript has 3 exons. The record is from RefSeq and is a predicted model, not a curated record. The coding region runs from base 1 to 1053 and encodes 350 amino acids.